AUGACGCUCAAAGGCUUCCUCCAAAAGAAAGACAAGAUAAAGGACGACAGCAUCUCUUCAGCUAACUCCAACACACAACACCAGCGGCAGCAGAAUCCUGAGCGUUUCUACGAACAGGAGCCCUUCCCUCAAGCGCCGGAUCCUCCGCCACCACACCCAGAAUUCAAGUUCAUCCGUACAGACACUGUCUCCGAAGAGCCCAUCCAUCCUCCCAGCUUAGAAGACACAAAUCUCCAAUCCGACCCUUCCUCGCACGCCCACCCCCUUCAUCCAAACUCCCAGUCGCAAUCCCAAUGUCAAUCCGAAUCCCAAUCAACUACAACCUCUUCGCCCUCCACAACCUCGCGCAAACGCUUCUCGCGCUUCCGUCGUCAUUCCAACGUAUCCUCCGCAGCUAGUGGCGAGAACUCUCCCAACAAUGACCGAUCUCCGUCGCGCAGUGAAAAGGACGAACGCCCUCUUUCCCAGCGCCUGCAUCUGAACCGUUCGUCGCGUGCCGCGAGCUUUUCUUCUGGACUGCUCCCCGCAGACCUCCCGCAGAUCGGGCCGGACACGGGUGAUGCGCAAGAACUAGAGGCGCAGUGGGAGAAGCGGGCGACGGUGUUGGUGCAGGGGACCUUGACAGGGAUUGGUGUGAGGUCGGUCAGUCCGCAGCCGCAGGGUGAUAUACAACAGCAGAGGGAAGGUGAUGAAAGUAUCCAAGAAGCGAUUCGAUUACAUGAAACCGGACAGCUCAUCGAAUCAACCCGGAUGUUUGGCAAACUGGCUGAUCCCAAUGGUGCAAACAAUGCGCUAAGCCAGGUGCUCUACGGCCUGGCUCUCCGGCAUGGAUGGGGUUGUACACCCAAUCCCGACGAAGCCGUAACCUAUAUAUCCGCAGCAGCAGCCAACUCUGCGUUGAUCGAAGCAGAAGCUCUGCGCGCGGGAAUCAAAAAGGGCGGAGCCGCGAAAGGCGAGCUUGUGCUUGCGAUAUAUGAAUUGGCUAAUUGCUUCCGCAACGGUUGGGGUGUCGCCAAAGAUUCUGUCGCCGCUAGACAUUACUAUGAGACUGCAGCGAAUCUAGGAGACACGGACGCCAUGAAUGAGGCGGCUUGGUGCUUCUUGGAAGGAUUUGGAGGAAAAAAGGAUAGGUUCUCCACCGCCACUUUAUUUGCCUCAGGCUCCUGUGCUCGUGAGGCUGAAUCUGUCGUGGAUUUACCACUGGCCUAG
Molecule: messenger RNA, 1209 nt
Organism: Paracoccidioides lutzii Pb01
Exons: 5
Coding region: 1-1209 (402 amino acids)
Molecular function (GO): protein binding
Source: RefSeq, a predicted model, not a curated record